GAUCCUUUUACAAAUCUGCGGCGAAUGUGACCGCGGAGCUCUUCAUUCUCCUCAGCUGUGGAUUUUUAGUAAAGUUAUUUUUAAUCGUAUGUUUAUAGAAAACUUUCUCUGGAUUAUAACUUUUUAUCUUUUCUGUUGGACCCUCGGAUCUGAUCCAACCGUAAUUUCUAGUUUUUCCCCCAGAAGUGUGAUCUUUGUGUUUCUGACAUGCUCCUCCGCUUUGUUGCUGUGUUCAGUUUAUACGUCACAGCUGGCUCUGGGACCAUAGAGUAUGACAGCUACAAUGACUUUGUAGAAGAAGAUGAUGGUCCUCAACUAGACUACAAAGACCCUCACUGGUGUCAUUCCCCGGGCCUCACUAACGGAGAGGUGACCUGCCACUCCCCCCAGGGGCGGGCCUACAGGAGCACGCUGGGCACUCGUUGUGAGAUGAGCUGCGACCGAGGAUACAGACUGAUAGGGAAGGGCUCUAUCACGUGCCUCCCCAGCCGGCGCUGGUCUGGGACCUCCUUCUGCCGCAAGAUGCGAUGCCAUGUGCUGCCCCUAAUCCCCCACGGCAGGUACACCUGCUCCCACGGCUUCAUGGUGGACUCCAGGUGUGACUUCACCUGCGACGCGGGCUAUCGCAUCGAGGAGCAACACUCCCGCACCUGUGAGCGCCGGGGGUCGUGGAGUGGAGGCCAGCCAAAUUGUGAAGAUACUGACCCUCCAAAGAUCAAAUGUCCUCCGUCCAGACUCAAGGUUGCCGAGCCUGGAAAACUCACUGCCAUGGUGACCUGGGACCCGCCCAAAGCAACAGAUACUGCUGAUAAAUCCCUUGAUGUGAUUCUUGUUGGCCAGGGGCCGCGCACCGACUUUAAAGAGGGAGCGAGCAUUAUCCGAUACAAAGUGUACGAUCAAGCCAGGAACAGAGCCGCCUGCAAGUUUAUUGUACGUGUUGAGGUGAGAAGAUGUCCAACUCUACCUCCACCUCUGCAAGGCUUCCUCACCUGCUCCUCUGAUGGGAAUAACUACGGUGCAACAUGUGAAUAUCACUGUGAAGGGGGAUAUGAGAGGAGGGGCGUCUCUUCUCGUGUCUGCCUGUUCGACCGCAACUGGGCGGGAGAGCCGGCUGAGUGUGUUCCAAUGGAGAUUAAAUCAGAUGUAAAGACUGUCUCCGCUCUCCUGGAACAGUUUUAUGAAAAGAGGAGGCUGCUGAUCAUGUCUGGUCCAAACAUAACUGACCCAGACUACCAGCUGCAGAACAUCAUGAUACAGAAAGCAGACUGUGGAUUAGACCUGAGACGUGUUACCGUCAUCGAGCUCCUGGGCUCCCCGCCUCGUGAGACCGGUCGCAUUAAAGAAAGUCUGCUCAGCUCUGAAGCCAUCGAGGGUCUGAGACUAUCGUUCAGGAUCUCCAGGUCGUACUUCAGCAUGUUGCUGCUGGACGAGCUGGGAAUGGACCGGGAGCGCUUCAUCUACCCGAUGGCGUCGGACGAGCUGUUCUCGUACAUCGACAGCUUCCUGCUGGAGGAAGAGGAGCGAGAGAGGCUGGAGCUCCACAGGGACUUCUGCGACUAAUCAAAUAAACCUCUCCUGUUGCCACAGCGAUAAACUCAUCAGCAUUACUAAACGCAAGAUGAGGAAGGACAAACCGCCCAAAACCAGGUCCAGAGGGACAUACGGCGCGGGG
Messenger RNA from Gymnodraco acuticeps, 1672 nucleotides. RefSeq names its product sushi-repeat containing protein X-linked 2 (gene srpx2). The transcript is spliced from 10 exons. The coding region runs from base 208 to 1560 and encodes 450 amino acids. Lineage: Eukaryota; Metazoa; Chordata; Actinopteri; Perciformes; Bathydraconidae. The record is from RefSeq and is a predicted model, not a curated record.